Messenger RNA from Amphiprion ocellaris (clown anemonefish), 5514 nucleotides. It is a transcript of the gene hhipl2, whose product is annotated as HHIP-like 2. The transcript is spliced from 9 exons. Bases 128 to 2722 code for a protein of 864 amino acids. NCBI's taxonomy places the organism in Eukaryota, Metazoa, Chordata, Actinopteri, Pomacentridae. The record is from RefSeq and is a predicted model, not a curated record.
GUGCGUAUUGCUUUGCCAACCCAGAUGCGGUGCAUAAAACCGCCGUAACUAUAGCGAGGCGUAAACUGCGAGUCCCAUUAACUUCAUUACAAAACUGUUUUAGUUUUAAUUGGCACUAAUUUGCCUGAUGGGAGACAGCCUACAUAAAGGAGAAGAAACGCUUCGAGUCAUUCGUGGGCAGACGGCAAAAAUGACAAGUAAGUGGAAUGCCGCGCUCCAUCCAAGCGGAGCCUUGGAUGGAGCUUUUACGCACGGACUUUUACGCACCAUGGAAGCUCCGGACUCGUCCAAAAAGGGCCUUCCCGAGUUUAUUCUCAUCGCGUCGGUGAUGUUGCUCGUCCCGGUCCGGCCGGCAUCAGGUCACCCUCAGUGCCUGGACUUCGAGCCACCUUUCAAGCCUCAGUGGCACCUGGAGUUUUGCACGCAGUACGAGGAUUUUGGCUGCUGCGACCAGAAAACUGACAACAGCAUCGCGGAGAGAUACUGGGACAUCAUUGACCAGCUGGAGGUGGGGGGUCAAGAGCUCUGUGCGGACAUGCUGAAGGAAAUUAUGUGUCAGGACUGCUCUCCAUACGCUGCCCACCUCUUCGACGCUGAGGAUCCCUACACACCUGUCCGAGAGCUACCUGGCCUCUGCUUUGGCUACUGCUCAGAGUUUCACAGCAAAUGUGGCCAUGUGGUUAAAUUUUUAACAGCCAACCGGCUGCUGCGGGAGACCUCAGAGCGGGACAUGACCACAUUCUGCAGCAUGAUGGACCUGUCCGACCAGGACUACUGCUACCCCAACGUCCUGAAGAGCCCCGGCCUCAACAGCAACCUGGGCCAGGUGGUGGAGGACCCCAGAGGGUGUCUCCAGCUGUGCCUGACUGAGGUGGCCAACGGUCUGAGAAACCCGGUGCUGAUGUUGCACAGCAGGGACGAAACACACCGCAUGUUCAUUGCCGAACAGGUGGGCUUCAUUUGGGUUUACCUUCCCGAUGGCAGCCGGCUGGAGCAGCCUUUCCUGGACAUGAGCGGAGAGGUGCUGACCACUCCCUGGCUGGGGGACGAGAGGGGUUUCCUGGGCAUGGCCUUCCACCCAAACUACCGGGACAACGGACGCUUCUUCAUCUACUACUCCAUCCAGUUCAACAGCAAGGUGGAGAAAAUCAGAAUCAGUGAGAUGAAGGUUUCUGCCUCCGACAUGAACAUGGCUGAUCCUUACUCAGAGAGGGUCAUUUUGGAGAUCGAAGAACCGGCAGCAAACCACAACGGAGGCCAGCUGCUGUUCGGUCUCGAUGAUUAUUUGUACAUCUUCACUGGAGACGGUGGAAAAGCAGGAGAUCCAUUUGGGAAGUACGGAAACUCACAAAACAAGAGUGCUCUGUUGGGAAAAGUACUGCGCAUCGAUGUGGAUGGAAGUGACCCCGGUGGGCUGCAGUACAGGAUCCCCCCUGAUAAUCCAUUCAUCGAGGACCCAGACGCUCGUCCAGAGGUGUUUGCAUAUGGCGUCCGGAACAUGUGGCGAUGCUCGGUGGACCGCGGAGACCCGGUGAGCCGUUACGGCAGGGGUCGGAUAUUCUGCGGAGAUGUUGGUCAAAACCGCUACGAGGAGAUUGACAUCAUUGAGAAGGGAGGAAACUACGGAUGGAGGGCCAAAGAGGGCUUUGAGUGCUAUGAUCUAAAACUGUGCCAGAACUCAUCCCUCAAUGACAUCCUCCCUAUAUUUGCAUACAGCCAUCAUGUUGGCAAGUCUGUGACGGGGGGAUAUGUGUACCGAGGAUGUGAAUCACCCAAUCUGAACGGCCUGUACAUCUUUGGAGACUUCAUGAGUGGUCGAAUCAUGGCACUAGAAGAAGACAGGAUGACAGGAGUCUGGCAAGAGAGGAGUGUGUGCAUGGGCGAUAAGAAGACUUGCUCUUUUCCUGGACUCAUCAACCACUACCACAAGUUCAUCAUCUCCUUCGCUGAAGAUGAAGCAGGAGAACUGUAUUUUCUGGCCACGACAUACCCGAGUUCCUCGUCUCCUUCUGGAACAGUGUUUAAAUUUAUGGACCCCUCGAGGAGAGCUCCUCCAGGGAAAUGUAAGCAGAAACCGCUCCCCGUCAAAGUGAAGGGCAAGAGGUUUCCAUUUGCUCCCAGGGAACUGACCGUGCUGGAUACAAAAGAGAAACCUACGAGACCACCGCCGAGAAAAUUCAAGUUCACCACCAAACCCCCGGUGACAAGCAACCAGGUCAAACCCACCACCACCACCACCACCACCACCACCACCACGACUGAGGCCAAAAUGACACCGACGAGCAGCGCCGUAAAGCUGAAAUUAGCCGAUAAGGAGGCGAGUCGGAAAAACAAGCUGAAACCAGAGAAGAAAAACAGAAUGCUGAACAAGCAGGAGGCUAAGAAACAAAUGAAGACCAAGAGAGUGAAGCCGAAACCCAACAAACAGCCAAAGAAGACGGCGGCGAAAAAGCCCGUUGUGGUCAAAGAUAAAAUAAAGCCGAAGAGAAAUCAAACCAACACGGAGAAUCUGGACGAUCAGAGAGCCUCCAACAGCCUGAAGGACAACAAGAUCCACACAAAGAGGAAGAGUCCCCCGAAGAAGGCGGCACCGAAGCAACCUGGACUAAAGAUUAAUAAAAAAGCAAAAGAACACGUUGGCCUCGUGAACAAAGCUAUGAUAAACUUGAAUGUAAAAAGCAACAGAACAACGAGACCCCAACUUCAGGUAAAACGCAAGUGAGCAAGAGACAUCAAAGCACUUUAAAGACUGUGUUUUAUUAUGACUGAGACAUUGUUUAGUUUUGUUUGUGAGACUAUCAGUGUUAUAUCUUAAAGGGAUAGUUUGAUAUUUGGAAAUUUGCUUCCCAGCCAAGAGGUAGAUCAGGUGAUUGCCACGUUAAUCAUGUCUGUACAGUAAAUACGACGUUAUGAAAAAGGUCUUAUGGACAAGGUUCACCCUCAGCAGCCAUCUGAGGCAGUUAUUUCAGGAUAAUAUGAGCAAUUCUCUAUCUAAAUGAAUGGACAAAGAGCCAUAGCUGCAGUUUUAGUGGUCACUGGGACAGAAAAAAAUGCAUGGAGAGUCAAAAAGUGUUUAAAAAGUUUAAUAACUUUGCCCCAAAAUAAAGUUCAAAAGCAGUUUAGUCUUCUACGAAAAGUUGCAAAACUUAAUGCAAAAACACAAAUCGCUGGAUGUUUCCCAGUUUUGCUGUUACAAUGUCAAAAUUCUCCUUUAGAUUUCCAAAAUUCAAGAUUCUUGAAGGAGCAAGUGUCUCCCUUACAAUAUCUCGGGUCGUCUGACUCAUCGGAUGUAGACUUAGGGUGUAAGUCAGAUAUUUCUUCCUCUUCCACUAACUGCAUUUAAUCAUAUUUAAAAUUCCCUUCACUAUAGGAAACAACAGCAACCUACAAGCUGAAAAUGUUAAGUUUUGCAGACGAUUUAAGUCUCACCAUAAGGCAGCCCCGGUUAUUCUUUUGGAAUUAGCCAUAUUACUGUCAGCACCAUCCUGACUACAUGCAACUGUUUCACCUAAACAAUUCCCAUGUCACUAUUUUGCAGGGACACCAUUGUUGCAUCCUGGGCUAAACACCGAUUUAUGUUAUAUGGCUCAAAGAAACACAAACAAGCCUUCUUAUUGCAGAAAGAUAAUGAGGUGCAACCUUCUCCAGCACUGUGGAGAUAGAUCUGGCUAGGUCUCUGACUACAGCCAGAAGCUGUUUAGCUUAGCUUAGCAUAGCACAAACAGUGAUGACAAAGGGAAACAAGUGGUCUGGGCUUGUCCAAAAAUGACAGAAUCUACCCUUUAUUAACAAAUCUUUCAUCUUGAUUGUGUAUUCUGAGCAAAAACCGAUCAACACAUUGACUGCUAUAAAGAUGGAUGAACUCUCUGUGACAUCCAGAGGUUUCCUGAAUAGCGUUUUUGAAGCUCAGCUCAAACUGACAACAGACUAAUCCAACAAUGAGCAAAGAGUAUGAGUGGAGCUGAGGUCAUGCAAACAUCUUUAGGCCAUGGACUGUCCUGUGAUGGUACCAAACUAUCACUCAAAGUAGCCUUAUUUAUGCCUGACUUUAGGCCUUAAUACAUUUAAACUAGAAUGAUACAUUAGAAAAUCACACCCUUGCAGUAGUCAUGAAUGGGGACAUUGGGUAAAGGGACCAAAACCAUUUUUCGCAUCAGGCUCUUAACAUGUUUAUUUCUGCGGUAAAGUUGGACAUUUUAACAUAGGGGUCUAUUGGGAUGGAUUUGGAGCCUAAAGAAGACAUUCAAGAAACUACAGCUUUUGCCACUUUUGUGUUAGAUUCAUUUUUCAGCAUUGGAAGCUGAUGCUUGAGCUGAACAAGGUUAGCAGUGUCGCUCAACUCUCAGUUCCUAUGCUAAGCUAACUGUCCCCACAAUGUAACUUUGAUUUUACUGUACAGACAUGAGACAUAUUGAUCUUCUCGCCUAUCUUUAAAGCAAAAAAAGUCCAAAAAAAAUGUUAAACUAUCGCUUUAGACACAAAGCACACAACUGUUGCAUGCAAUUAUGCAUGUAAUGACACUGUUUCCUUUGCAUUUUAUUUUUGACUGUUGUAAAACCAUUGGUCCAAGUUAAUCACUGGUCUGGCUGUAUUUAGAACAUAUCAAGCAGGUUUGAAGUCUAAAUAAGCUCCAUACAUGAAGAAAAAAAACUCAUGCUCAUGUCAAGGCCCACUGUGGGUAAAUUGCGCUAAUUUUACAGAACAUACAAAUGUUAAAAAUAAACAUUAGAAAGUGUCUGUGUGUCUCCGAAGCUCUCUGUAAUUAAACUCCACACCACCACUGAUCAUAACUGAAACCACCGAGGCUGGCUCUCACAUAACGACUGCUGUAAAUGUAAAGCUGCCGUGACUCCCACAUGCACUUGUUCUCACUGAGGUCGCAUAAAUCUCACAUUCCAGCAUUUUUCUCAGCUGCCAAUCUUCAUGUCUAACUUAUGAAUUUCAUAAUUCUUGGAAAGCGGCUGAAAUUACAUGUUUCAACUCUGGUGUUUUGACAUGGGUGACAGAACAGGUUAUUCAAGGUUGCAGUCAACUACUACCACGACUGCUUUCUCAAUACACAAAAUGAUAUAACAUGACAACAAACACAACACCUUGUACAAUGAAAUUACAUAAUCUGACAAUAGUGACAAAUUAAAAAGCCACACAGGUGCUACUGUUGUGAUAUUUGAAGCGGUUGUGGAUUUCAGUCACCAAAAGCUGGUUGUUUUUGAUUAAAAUUCAUAUAUUUGAACUGUGAAUCAGUAACUUUAAGACACAUUCAGGGCUGAUGAAGCUAAUUCUGUUUGAAAGCUGCUGGUUUUUCCUCCAAACUUGCAUUCUGGUUGGAUUAUCUACAUUCAGAUCUACCGUAGAAGGCAUACAAAUUCCAUUACUGUGGGUAAAACAGCCAGUUACUUCCAUUAAAUCUAAAUAAGGAUCCGUUUAGCUUGUUUAUCAGUAAAUAAAUUGGGAUAUGAUGCAAAGUCUCCACUUUGAUAAGCUCCAGAUGUGGCAACAUCUUCGCUAUUUACA